AGCACAAACCUACUCAUCAUUAACUGACAGUUUGCUGAUAAAAAGCAAAACAUUUAUAAUAAUUACAUUAUUUAAAUACAUCUCAAUUGUCAUUUAAUAUUCAAAGUUAAGCUCAAAAGCACAGUCUCUACGACUACAUAACAGACUACUCCUUCAUUACCGACAAAGUAUGAGUAGAGUUGGUUGGGUUUGGAAGAGAGAGAAAGAGAGAGACAGUCGCUAAAUAUAUUUAAUGAAAAAUUAGUUUUAAAGGGAAGUUAGGUUUUAUUUGAAUCAAAUGCCGGUCGGAAGCAAUAUCGUCGUCAAAGUCAAAAAUAUUUGCCUCAUUAUUGUGAUCAUUAUAUCACUAAUUAUUCAAUAAUAAUAUAAUUAUUAUUAUAAUAAUAACUAAACAACGAAUUUUCAAAUAUGACAACAAAUUCUUCAUCCAAUAUCGAAGACAAGCCUUCGGUGGACAUCAAUUGGGAGGAGAAGUCGUCUCCGCGUUUCUUUGGGUCCGAAAAAUUUUGGGGAUUUAAAGACAACCUUUUUUCUGGACUUUCAUCCAAAUUAGAGGCCGCACUUCAAGCGGGCUUUGAUGUGGCCUUUACUGAUAACAUUGAUAACACUAAUAAUAUCAAUGAUAAUGACAUUAAAGACAAAGGUAUGGUCACAAGUAACUCUUCGGCGUCUUUCUCAAGAAAAUCAAAAGACCGAUCCGUUUUUGGUCAGCCAGAGAUUAAUUACCAAAAUCAAAGUCUUCAUCGCAAUAAAGGACAAAGUUUGGAGUCUUUGGAUACUUUGGACAGCGGACAGAGUAUGGGAAGUAGUUGUACAUCAGUUUCGGAAAUCCAAUUAAGAAAUCUUGAAAUACAAGACUCAUUCAAAUAUUAUUAUAAGACAACUGAAUCGUUGGGCAUCGGCAGCGGUCAGAGCACAAGUCUCGAGUCCUCUGACGCUGAAGACGAUGGUUUCAAACGAUGUGAUUCACGCCAGUCAGCCAAGUCUUCGGUAUCGAGUGUCAGCGGCGACAGUCAAUUGGAUGAGUCGUAUAUCUCUUCAAAAAUAUUUAUGAAAAAUUUUGUUUCCAAAGUUUUCAGUGAAAGCAAUGCCAUCACAUUAGAAGAAAAGUCAAUAUUUGGUGAAAUGUGUCGAAAAGAGUUUGGAAGGCUAUGGUUUGCCCGGUAUAUCAAUGAACAGAGAGUUCAUAAUAAGAAAGUUAAAGAAACAACAUUUUACAGUUUAGCCCAAUAUUUUGCAAUUGUUUUAUUUGAAUGCUCGGAAUCCGAUGACUUUACUCCCGCCAAAACACUAAUGAAUAUGUGUUUUACAUAUUAUCACGAAUCCUAUACACAAUUGUCAGCCCAUACCAGCAGCCGAUGCCAUAAGCAAUACCUGUAUAACGUGUUAAGAGAACAACCUAUUUGGCGAUCCCUACGCUUCUGGAACGCGGCCUUCUUCGACGCUCUUCAGUGCGAACGCGCCAAUCGGCCCACACCUACACAACACCAACUGAUCCGAUAUAACAGUCAAGAAAUGACCGAUGAAAACAAGUUUCAACAGAAUAUUACUUUCGGACAACUCGGAGCAUUCAUUCAUAAUAUGCAUUCAUUUGGUUUGCCUAAAGAAUUGUGUACUGAAUUCUUGAGAAAACAGAGCACUAUUGCAAACCUACCCCAAGAGCAAAUAUCAACACUGAGGGAAAACAUUGAACACAUGUAUUCUCACAAAUAAUCAAAUGAAUU
Messenger RNA from Oppia nitens, 1724 nucleotides. RefSeq lists its product as uncharacterized. Lineage: Eukaryota; Metazoa; Arthropoda; Arachnida; Sarcoptiformes; Oppiidae. The transcript has 5 exons. Bases 409 to 1713 code for a protein of 434 amino acids. The record is from RefSeq and is a predicted model, not a curated record.